This is a messenger RNA of Microcebus murinus (gray mouse lemur), 7363 nucleotides long. It is a transcript of the gene ABHD2, whose product is annotated as abhydrolase domain containing 2, acylglycerol lipase. The record is from RefSeq and is a predicted model, not a curated record. Lineage: Eukaryota; Metazoa; Chordata; Mammalia; Primates; Cheirogaleidae. Gene Ontology annotation, molecular function: acetylesterase activity; monoacylglycerol lipase activity. Gene Ontology annotation, cellular component: sperm flagellum; sperm plasma membrane. Gene Ontology annotation, biological process: steroid hormone receptor signaling pathway; medium-chain fatty acid catabolic process; acylglycerol catabolic process.
CGCUAAGAACCCCGCCUCCACUCUGAGGAGCAGCUCCGCUGACCAAUAAACUGCCUACCAGGUGCAAUGAACGCACGGGACGAGUGGAGUAGCGGCUGAGCUGCCCAAUGAACAGGCGGGUUUCCGUGGCUAGGGGCGUGGCAGAAGCCGUCGUCAGGGGCGUGGCGGCAGUUGCUUGGGCGGGGCCGGUAGCGGCGGGAGCUGCACUGGCCAGGGGUUCCGGCUGCAUUUCCAUGAGCGCCGCCGGCAGCCGCGGAGCUGCGAGAACCGGACGUGGGGCGAGCUGGGCAGCUGUAAUCAGCUUUUAGGUUAAUUUGAAUAAGAGAUCUGACCCGCCCAGCCCAACUGUACAACUCUUCAAGGAAAGUUCCCAUUUGCAGUGAGAAGAAUAAGCAACAUAGAUCAAGAUGAAUGCCAUGCUGGAGACCCCCGAGCUCCCGGCCGUGUUCGACGGGGUGAAGCUGGCUGCAGUGGCUGCCGUGCUAUACGUGAUCGUCCGGUGUUUGAACCUGAAGAGCCCCACAGCCCCGCCUGACCUCUACUUCCAGGACUCCGGGCUCUCGCGCUUUCUGCUCAAGUCCUGCCCUCUUCUGACCAAAGAAUACCUUCCACCGUUGAUCUGGGGGAAAAGUGGACACAUCCAGACAGCCUUGUAUGGGAAGAUGGGAAGGGUGAGGUCACCACACCCUUACGGGCACCGGAAGUUCAUCACCAUGUCCGACGGGGCCACGUCAACAUUCGACCUCUUCGAGCCCUUGGCUGAGCACUGUGUUGGAGAUGACAUCACCAUGGUUAUCUGCCCUGGAAUCGCCAAUCACAGCGAGAAGCAGUACAUCCGCACCUUUGUUGACUACGCCCAGAAAAAUGGCUAUCGGUGCGCCGUGCUGAACCACCUGGGCGCCCUGCCUAACAUCGAACUCACCUCGCCACGCAUGUUCACCUACGGCUGCACGUGGGAAUUUGGAGCCAUGGUGAACUACAUCAAGAAGACAUAUCCCCUGACCCAGCUGGUCGUCGUGGGCUUCAGCCUGGGUGGUAACAUCGUGUGUAAAUACUUGGGGGAGACUCAGGCGAACCAAGAGAAGGUCCUGUGCUGUGUCAGCGUGUGCCAGGGCUACAGUGCACUGAGGGCCCAGGAAACCUUCAUGCAGUGGGAUCAGUGCCGGCGCUUCUACAACUUCCUCAUGGCCGACAACAUGAAGAAGAUCAUCCUCUCGCACAGGCAAGCUCUUUUUGGAGACCAUGUUAAGAAACCCCAGUCCCUGGAGGACACGGACUUGAGCCGGCUCUACACAGCAACAUCCCUGAUGCAGAUUGACGACAACGUGAUGAGGAAGUUUCACGGCUAUAACUCCCUGAAGGAAUAUUACGAGGAAGAAAGCUGCAUGCGGUACCUGCACAGGAUUUAUGUGCCUCUCAUGCUGGUUAACGCAGCUGAUGACCCCUUGGUGCACGAAAGCCUUCUAACUAUUCCCAAAUCUCUUUCAGAGAAACGGGAGAACGUCAUGUUUGUGCUGCCUCUGCACGGGGGGCACCUGGGCUUCUUUGAGGGCUCCGUGCUGUUCCCCGAGCCCCUGACGUGGAUGGAUAAGCUGGUGGUGGAGUACGCCAACGCCAUCUGCCAGUGGGAGCGUAACAAGCUGCAGUGCUCUGACACGGAGCAGGUGGAGGCCGACCUGGAGUGAGGCCUCCGGACUCUGGCUCCAGCAGCCCUCCUCUGGAACCCACGUCCCCUCACCCCCCGUUUCAGGUCUCCCGUCUCCCUCAGUGACCUGGAUCUGACCUCACACCAUCAGCGGGGGCCCCGCCAUGCACACCUGUCUCGGAGUAGGCAGCUCUCCUGGGAGCUCCAGGCUAUUUUUGUGCUUAGUUACUGGUUUUCUCCAUUGCGUCGUUAGCCAUGGCGACAAGCGACAGAGCUCUCUCACCCUCCUGUCCAGUUUCAGCAUCUGAUUGCUUUGAAGCCAAUUACAUCUAGUUUCCCUGUUAAAAAAUGUGUCUGAACAGCAAUUUUGCCCUGCCAACCAAAAGGCUUUUCCCUGAGAGUAGUAAGGAUGUAUGUCAUUUUGUGGUGCUCGUACGUGUCCUUACAUAGACCCUGGAAAGAGCGCACCGUCUGGGCCGAUGCUGAAGCCCUUUCAGCGUGGGAGCCUGAGGAGCUGGACCUCCCAGGCUGCAGUGUGGCCUCCUAAAUGGCAAAGGCAAUUCCUUCAAGCCACAAGCCAAGUCUGCUCCCUCACUGUCUCCUAGUCAGGCCCGCGCUUUGCCGCUGAUGGGGCACCUGCAGAAACCCAGCCUCCCAGCUCCUCCCCUUGGCAAGGUUGGCUCAGCGGUCUGGGAAGGGGUCUGGGGGUUUCAGUUUUUCACAAGUGCCCCAGGGGAUUCUCAUCACCAGGUAAAUUUGGGAAACACUAUUCAACAACGCCUUUAAAUUAGAAACAUCUCUGUAGUUCAUUUUUUUUAAGCUCACAGGCCUCGAGAGCAGCAAGCCCUGCCCUGUGGCUGCUCUCGUGCGCCCACAGUGUGAUGUCUCAGAAGAGCCCUGGUGGGAGAGGGCGUCUGGGCUGUGCCCCGGCUCUGCUUCUCACCCUGGACAAAGUCCCCUUGGACUUCAGUUUAUUUGCCUAUAAAAAGGGGGACUUGGACCAGGUACGUUGGUGAGAUCACUACCAGUUCUGAAGUUCAAUGACAAACUCAGUUCACUGAGGUUUGAGAGAACAUUCCUCCAGCGGAGCCUGGGAGCUGUUCUCCCAGUGUAAGCAUGUAGAUAGCAUCCUCACUUGCCUUUCUGUUCUGUCCCUUUUCAUUCAGAUAAAGAGGUGUUGGGAGGUUUUUUAAGCACUCAAUUAUAAUUUUAGUUUUUUAGCCCAGGGCCCUCUAACUCUCUGGCUUUUGAUACCAAACAAUUCAAACGUUGGAUCUCAGUUUGGAGAAAGAUAUUUCCAACUGAAGGGUGUUAUUUUGAAAGCAGAUUUUUAAUUUACUAGCCUAUAUAUUUGUAGUCUAUUGGAUAAACCUUUCCAGAGUGUGUCUUCUCACUCUAGGUUUCAAGUACUCCUUCCCUCCAAUCCUGUGGUACUUGAAUAUCUAAAAACCCUGCACUUUGAAAAAUCUGCAGUUGCUAUCUGGAACUAAACAGAACUAUGAGUGAAAUUGCCUGGAUACUUUUAAAAAGAUAUUUUCCCUUCUUCAUUUCCUCUGGCUCCAGGACAGACUGGAAUAUAGAUAGUGGGUCUGUGUGGGUAUUUAAGGGGUUAAAGGUGUCAACUGAGCACCCACAUGCCAACCCUCGAGGCCACAGGGGGGUGUCGGUUGGGUAUUGGUCCAAGUGACUGUGACAGUAGUCUGUAACCUGAAGAAAUUUUCUGACAAUCAACAGAUCACCCUAUGAACAUCAAAAACAGCCAUUAUCUCAGGAGACUGAGAUUUCUGUGCUCUCAACUCUGCUUUGGUAUUUCUCACACUCACCAAGUUCUGUCAUUACGACUGUUCCCCAAAGUUCUUAUUUCUCUAAUGCAUUUCCUUUUCACUUUCUUUUUGCACAAUUCGGCACUUUAUCCAUCCCUCAAUUUGGAAGCUAGUCACUCUCCUCUGUUACUUUUCCCUCCACCCAACCACAAUUAUAAUCUAGAAGAUUCAUAAUCGUAUUUUAUGCUACUACCUUCAUUUCUCAAUGAAGGAUGAGGAAGGAAUUCCUUCCUCAAUGAAGGAAACUUAAAGUUUCUCAAAACUUUAUUUGUGAAAAUAGGUAAAUCAAGCAAUAGCUUAUCUCAGUCCUGGGAUUGAAUCUCAUGCCAGGAACAAGAGCCUCCUUUCAUUUGCCUGAGGUCGCAUCUCUUCACCUAUUCUGACAAAGUAGUGGCCAGCCUGCGUUCCAUUCAGGAGGAAGAGAGACAGUCCUGUUGUCACACGAACCAGAGAGGGAAGCCUCAGAGCCUGGUGGGCAAGGCGGCCCUGGUGGCCCCCGCAGAAGAGAGGCAUGGCUGGCAGCAUAGCCCUGGUUGCCACACAACCGGAAUUCACCCCCCAGGACGGGGGCGGGGGGGAGGGGGGGCUGUCCCAGCUGAGAUCUGUUUAGUGUGUGACUCUGAAUGGCACUUGCAUUCCAUUUUGGCUCACAUGAAAUCAACUGAAGCCCUUUGUUGGAGCUCUGGGCCCUCAGGCAUUGAAAUGAGAAGGGACUGUGGCUGCCUUCCAGGAAAACUCCCGCCUGUCCCUGAAUGCAAGCACAGAGGGGCUGCCUUCGCAGAGAUGCAAACUCGCCUAAUAAACCAGGGAGCAGCAUUUUCUAUAUGGGUCAUCUUUUCCCUCCUCCAGGCUUGUCUUUCUUCCCAGAGUUGUUCACUUCUGAUAGUAAUGUGAAUGCUCUUCUUGCUAUUAAGGUCUUAUUUGGGCUAAAACAAGUCUCAAUUUUUAGAGUGUUUGAAUAUUUUAAAAUCAAAUUAAGGAUAUAAAUUGCAUCGAUGUAAACAAUUCUGUUGCAGGAAUAACAUGUUAAAAACCAGGCGGGGGCGGCAGCUGCAUUUCUCCUGUUGCAUUCCCUGCCUCCUAGGCAAUUUGAAGACACUGAUGAGUAACUGAUCCCAGUCAAAUUAGGAUUAUCUCACUUAAAAAACGGUGUCAAGUCUCUGACUCAUUUAUGUUAGAAGGGAGUUUAACAUCUUGAAGAAAACCUCUUAUCUUUACUGCCGUGAGUUUGCACCAGUGAUUCCAGAGCAGAACAAAGGCAGAAAGUAGUUUGUUGUUACCAUCUUCUUUUAACCUCUCUGAAGCAUUUUAUAGACUUACAGGGAGCCUUAUGAGCUGCCAGGAGAGUGGAAAUAUACCCAAAAGGGGAGUGUUUCUUUUUUUGACGUGCUGUUAUUAGAACCAAAGUCCAGGAUACCUGGGUUCUUGUCCUAACUGUCUCUAAUUCACAUUGGAUCAUGGGCAAGUCACUUCAUCUCUGUGAGCCUGUUCCCUCAUCUUAGACCAUCUCCAAGACAACUUCAUUUAUUUACACAUCCCUUGCUUAAACAUUGCUGAGUGUUUGCCUGCACUUGGCUUUCACAGCCUUGCAGGUGGAAACACCUAUGUCACGGCUCAAGGCUCAUCUUGCGGUGACUUGGAGCAGGGGAGCUUCCACAUUAAGCCUUUCCUAGUGGAAACCUUUGAUCUUGUCCAAAGCCCUACGUCUUUGGCUUCCCUGCAGAGUCUCCAUUGUCCUUACAAUGUCUGAGCCCUUCCGUGGUCUUGUGGCCGUGGCAGGUGCUGCCCACUAGCACGUGGAGAAGCUCUCCAUCCCUCAGUGCGACUCAGCCAGACCGUUGAGAACUCCCGGGGCAGAAACCCUUCCUGCUCGGGCUUUCGUUCGAGAGCUGCGGUCUUCAUGAAAGCUGAACUUUCUGGGUAGCUGAGCUUACUUGCCUGGCCUCCAAAUGAAAGCUCUCUUUGUAACUGUGUGGCUCGAGGUCUGCUUUGCCAGCUCCAGAAACAAUACAUGUGUCCUCGUUUGCGUUUGCCAAGCAAGCAGAUGUCCGAGAUGCGAGAGGCUUUGCUUUUCCUGUGGCAUUGAUUCUGACUUGGAGAGAAGGUAAAGGACUGACGACUGAAAUGUCACGUUGGGCUGAAGGAACUCACAGGUCUUUGUCCUUUAGGCAGGAUAGGAGGGUUAUUAAGAAGCAUUUCACUGUAGCAUUCUGUCACAAUAUCAUCUGGAAUUGUUUUCUUUGCCCAGAAAGCCUUAACUUGCCUCUAGAAAAUCCUCUGGUAUUACAACAAUAUUGUGGCAUUAAAAUUCAAAUUCUCUUGCUGUGCAAAGCCACAGCAAAACCAGAGCAUUUCCUCAAGUGGCCUGUAGGCUCCUUGUCGUGCCUCGUCCCUGGCACCUGUCUGUCCUUCUUGGCCUUACUCUGUUGUUCAAAGCCACUUUGGACUGCUUGGAUGCUUUAGAAAGCCAUGAAAAGUAGCCUGCCUGUGGCAUUUAGAGGCCAAGCAAUAGAGGGAAAGAUUUGCUUCCACCUGUUAUCUAAGCAGAGGGAAGUGCCCCUCUUCAUAAACUAGGCUCGCUUUUGCCAAAUUGUCUGUGAAGCUAAGGGAAGGGGAGCUGGCGCCUGCUGGCAGAGAGAGCUGGAAUGCCGGCCAAGGCAAAGGCUGCUUCUUCUUGCCUGGAGCUGCUGCCUCCAGGGCCCAAGCCCAGGCAUCCUCCUGUCGUGGCCCUUGGAAACAGGCCGCAGGGUCCCAGAAAGUAGACAGCUGCCCCCUUUGGAAGAGUCAGUCCUCAUUGUUUUCUGAACUGUUUUCCUAGCAUGUGGGUAAAGCUUUCAUGUGUCUGAUAAAUAAGCUAAAGUUAAUUUCUAACUGGUGGAUCAAGUCUAACAUUCUGAGUUCCAUCAAGUACUCAACUUUUAACUAGACUCCUGUCAAUUAGUAAUGAAAUCUAUAACCUACCUUCCGCUUCUGGUCCCCAUUAGCCAAGAAAUCCACUAUUGCCAUAAGUUGGGGACAGUCCACUUCUAGCAUCUGUAGAAACACCAUUUGUCUCUAAGGGCAUUCUCCUUCCAGAUCACCCGCCUGGAGCAGCCAGCAGUCACCUAGAUGAAUUGCUGACUCCCUUGGUCCCAGUGCCGGCCACUUCUCUCCUAGGGUGUUCGUGUGGGUGGAGAGAGUUUCUGGGUGUAUAGGUUAGGUCUUGUUUGGUUUUUAUUUUGGCCUCUUUAGUUUUCCUAAAGCACAAGUCCAUGUAGAAUCCUGCCACCUCUCCACACCAGUUCCAGAUGAUCUGGGUCUCGCCCACUGCCUCAGGAAGACCUUCACUGUACCUGAGCUUCUGACUUCUGCCACUGCAGCUGCCUUAGUGACGCCAGGGGAGGGGAAGGGGGGGCAAGUUUGCAUCUCUCCUUUUCCUGGUUAGACUCUGUUCAACCACAUUCUUAAGUUGGCAGAUCUGCUUCCAGAUUGAUUUUUGAGAACCAUCACUUUCACAUUCCUAAUUCUGAUUUGUUUUGUUUUGUUUCAUUUGGGUUUUCUGAAACUUAAAAUGCUGCCCUGAAAACACUGUAUUUUUGAGUUUGUGUUCUGAAAGCCUCCGUGCUGCCGGAUCUUUGGGGGGGGGAGGGGACACAGGAUCCUUCAGCACUGAGGUGUUUAAGAUUUGCAACUAGCAAUGCAAUUUUUUCUAAAUAUGAGGAUAUUUACCUUUAUUAAGAAAUUAUACUAAACAAUGGUGUCCUUGAUCAUUUUAUGUUCUCAUAUUACUUUUGAUUCUAUUAGGAUUCUGUGUGGUGGUGAACAAAGAUCAUUACAAACAAAAACUAUAAUUUUGUUAUCUUUGAGUCAAUGGAAUUUCUUUACUUAAAAAAAUAAAGUCUAAAACUGUGGCGUG